Messenger RNA from Phasianus colchicus (ring-necked pheasant), 3874 nucleotides. It is a transcript of the gene UPB1, whose product is annotated as beta-ureidopropionase 1. NCBI's taxonomy places the organism in Eukaryota, Metazoa, Chordata, Aves, Galliformes, Phasianidae. The record is from RefSeq and is a predicted model, not a curated record. Gene Ontology annotation, molecular function: beta-ureidopropionase activity.
UGUGGACCACCCUGAGGGCAAUAGAGAUGAAGUGUUUUGUAGGAAAUUUCCCUUAGUUACAAAAAAUAUUUCUGAUUCUUAAAAUGUGUUUUCUUCCAAACCAGUUCUUCAUAGGCUGAAUAUGAAAGGUUGCUAAAAGGUUCAGCUUUGUUUUUUGCAAAAUAAUUCUUUGGUCCUGGUAAUGCAGCACUGAGAAGAAGUGUAAAUACGGAGACUUGAAGAAGUCAACACCAGAAUUGAGCUCUGGAUUCAAGCAUCAUACUUAGCAGGUAAUUGCAAUGACCAAGGUGGAACAUUCAGAUUUAGAUCCAGGCUCUCUAAUAUGCUUUGUCUGGGAUACGGAAAGCAUCUUCCUUUAUUAGGUUACUUUCCUGAUGAACAUUAACAUUUCAUGCUUUGAAGGUUUAUUGUGUUGGCUGGAAUUAUACCUUUAUAUACGCACAGUCCCUAUGGAAUAGCCUGAUCUCCUUUCAUCGUUAUUAGUAAUUCUAGGCUUGUCAUUUCCUGUUCACGCAGUCUGGACUUGGCUGUGUUGUUGCAGGAUGGUUGAUACGGCGCACAGGAAAUGUACUGUUUUUUCAGAUCUCAGACUGUUCAUGAGUAUUCUUUUCAGGGGCUUCAGUUUUAUUGCCCCGAAGUCCAUUUCCUACAUGUAGCACGCUUUAACAAAUUACAAACAAACAAGUCAGUGAAAGUUCACACUAAGAAUAGAAGCUGGAAGAGAAAAGUUCAGUUAUGUGACCUUCUUCAGGAGCUGGAUACAAAAUAGACCUGCUGUUUUUUCUUUUAAUUUGCAGUCCAGGCUGAAAAGAAUUUGAAUAGUUCCCAAAGAAACCCAGGCCCUUCUGUUUGUUCCUACGAAUCUCCAGAAAUGCUUUAUUUGUUAGUUGACAUCCUGAGUAUGCUGAUAGGGAAAUAAACUUAAUUUGGUUUCCUAAUUUCCCUGAAUUUUUGCAUUGCUAUCUCAUUCGGUAAUGUUUAAAGAAUUGCCAGCCACGAAGAGAACAAAAUGUUACUGAUACAUUGCCUUAAAAUUAAAGCAAAUUAAGAUCAUCAAAUGGAAAACACCAUGUAACUGUCAGUCUCUGCUUGCUAUUGCUCUGCAGAAGUACGUUUGGGACUGGAAGGUAAUCACUAAGAAGAGGUUUGUGAGGCCUUGGUCACAAAAACAGACACAGUGCUACACCAAUGACUGCAGGACAAACAGUAACAUAACAGACUGGUUAUCCAGGCUUUUUUAAACGCCCUUCCUUUCAAAUGAUGGCAUUUCUUCUCUUUCACAUUCUUUUGUUUUUUAAUGUGCUGUCGUCCCUAAUUUGAACUGAUCUUGGAAAUGCCCCCCAAAGACUGAAGGCCUCAAGGCCUUCUGCCUCAAGGAGCCCCAUCCCUCACAGCAGCAGUGAGAUGCCCUGUGCCCCAUCAGCAUCGCUGCACCGUUUGGGUUAAAAAAGGCACAGUCACAUCUCAGAAUGCCGUGAUGACACCCGACUGUCCCUGUGCACUUUCUGUUUAAAGUUAAAUAUUAGACACUCUCUCCACGUUAUUCUUUUUUUGGCCUAAAGGGCUUAAUGUUUAACUGAGAACAGCAAACAGCUGUAGAUGUGCAGCGCUGAACGUUGUUAUAUCCUCUAGAAGAUUCAAAAAGCAGUGCUUAUAAUCGGUGUGAUGUGUCAAGAUGUGUGUGGCCCAUUCCUGGGCUCGGUAGCUGUUAUUUUCAAUCAAUGAAGUGCCAAUAUUCUGCAUUUCAGUAACAUUUUGAAGGAGAUGCAAUGGCCAGUGCUGCAGAGACCAUGAGUAGGAGGAGGGUGGCUGUGGGGCUCAUGCAGUUUCUCUUCAGGUGUUCUUUUCUUCUCUUAGAUCCAGGCCUUAACGUUUUCUAGCCUUUAUUGGACAUUAACUGCAGUUUGGGGAUGAUUUUCUGAUGACAUUUGAAUCUCAAAUCCAUCUUGAGGGCAAAAUUAUUUUUUUUACUCCUGGCUCACGAUCAGAGUCUCGCUGCAACUAAAAUGGGCAUGCACACAUCCGUGAAAACUAUUGUCAUUUUAUGAUCUCCUUCCUAUUUCUAAGCCUUUUUGUUGAAUGCUGUCGUCAUAAAAAGCUCCUAAAGAUGUUCUUCUUUUAGAUUAGUUAUUUCUGAGGCUGUGGAGCUGCCCCAGAAGUGAGAAGUGACCUGGCACGACCACAUCCAUGCUUCUUUAACCCUUUGGGGCACCUCAGGUUUAACCACUGGACAACCUGAGGGCAUCAACCCCCCCCUGGGCCACCAUAGUGGGGAGGCUGGGGAGAAAGGGGAGUGGCCACCAGGACCCAGCAAGGGUAAAGUCCAAGGGGCUGCGUGCCCGACAACCUCUGUGUGUGCCCAACAGCCAGGACAUGGAGGGAGAGCUGGAGUCACUGGAGUCGUGCCUGGAGAGGCACAUCCCACCCCCCGACCUGGCCGAGGUGAAGCGCAUCCUCUAUGGGGGUGAGACGAGAAAACUUAGCUUGCCAGCGGCUGCUCUAUCAUCUGCUCAACAGAGAGAUUUUGAACUCCAGGGCUAUGGAUUUGAUGCUGCUGCAGAGCAACUGAGAAGGCCGCGUAUCGUUCGAGUAGGGCUGGUGCAGAACAAAAUUCCUCUUCCCACCGACACAGCUGUGGCAGUGCAGGUGGCUGCACUGCACAGACGAAUUGAGGAGAUUGUGGAAGUAGCUGCAAUGUGUGGGGUCAACAUCAUUUGUUUCCAGGAGGCUUGGACCAUGCCCUUUGCUUUUUGUACAAGAGAGAAGCUUCCUUGGACUGAAUUUGCUGAGUCAGCAGAGGAUGGGAUGACAACAAAGUUCUGUCAAGAGCUGGCAAAGAAGUACAAUAUGGUUGUGGUGUCUCCAAUCCUGGAGCGAGAUGAAAUACAUGGAGGAACUCUGUGGAAUACUGCAGUGGUCAUUUCUAAUUCAGGAGCUCUCCUUGGCAAAAGUAGGAAAAACCACAUUCCGAGAGUUGGAGAUUUUAAUGAGUCUACUUACUACAUGGAAGGAAAUACAGGACACACAGUAUUUCAGACACAGUUUGGAACAAUUGCUGUGAAUAUCUGCUUCGGGCGCCAUCACCCCCUGAACUGGCUCAUGUACAGUUUGAAUGGAGCAGAGAUCAUCUUUAACCCUUCAGCCACCAUCGGAACGCUCAGUGAGUCCCUGUGGCCAAUUGAAGCACGAAAUGCUGCCAUAGCUAAUCACUGCUUUACAUGUCCCAUCAACAGAGUGGGAACGGAAUACUACAAAAACGCCUUUACUUCUGGGGAUGGUGGAGAAGCACACCAUGACUUGGGCCAUUUCUAUGGCUCAAGUUACGUAGCUGCACCAGAUGGCAGCAGGACCCCAGGACUCUCUCGUACUCAGGAUGGACUUCUUGUUGUAGAGAUGGAUCUAAAUCUUUGCAGACAAGUCAGUGACAAAUGGAAUUUUAAGAUGACUGGUAGAUAUGAAAUGUAUGCAGACAAGCUUGCUGAAGCAGUCCAACCUUGUUUUACACCCAACGUAAUCGGAGAGUAAGAGAGAUCAGCUCAAUACAAUCAAAUGGAACAUAGCAAAUGAAAAGGUACAACUUGGCAUUGAUUUGCUAUGAAUUACAAGUUGUUAUUUUCAUGUUACUUUAAUUCUCUGCAAAUAUUAAGGUUCAAAACUAUGCGAAGUAAAAUAAUUUCAAAAUGGGUUCCAUUUGUUAGUUCUUUUUUGUUUACAACUUCGUUCCUUAUUAGAACUCUAUUCAAUGAAGAAUACAUCGAUACCAAAUGAUGAUGGCAUUUGUAUUGCACACACACUGUAUUGUGUACAGGGUUGCAUAGUUUGAUGGGGAGGAGAUAAAAAAAAUUUUUUUACACAUGCUUUUUAAUAUGUUGAG